Physella acuta is the source of this 5356-nucleotide messenger RNA. Its product is annotated as prominin-1-A. Gene Ontology annotation, cellular component: membrane. Lineage: Eukaryota; Metazoa; Mollusca; Gastropoda; Physidae. The record is from RefSeq and is a predicted model, not a curated record.
CGAAAUCGCUAACCGGAACGGGAAAGGGAGGCUACUGGGACAGGCCGACUAAUCAUGAGCAUCACACACAGGCAACAUGAACAACUCUAGACUCAGAUCUAGACUUUCAGUAGGAUUAACAACACAAUGUAGUCUAGAUCUAGUCUAGAUUCUAGGCUUUUUGAUCAACUUUUCCUGCCUUACACUGGUGCUCAUCAUGUGUUUUUCUUGUGGUUUUGGAUAUUUUAAUGAUUUCAAUUUGUAUAUGACAAAAGGGCAGGAGAGUAUUUUCAAAGUUUAAUAAGUACAACUAAUAUUUAAAAUUCAACCAGAUUUUGAAUACAACAUUUAUCAUCCUACAAAAAUGGGAUCAAAAUUACUUUUGUUCAGUGCCUUAUGUUUAUCAACAUUUUCAUUUUCCUGGAGUCAACAAACUCCAAUUGAUGACAAUCAAAUGGGCAUGAGCGUCCUCUACAAGAUGGUCAAUAUUUUUCUUGGGGAUGUCGUUCAUAAGGAUAAUUUAACAUCACAUAUAAACCUUACAAAUGUUAUUUUAAAUGAAGAUACAGAAUGGCUCAAAGAUUGGAAAUCUCUUCUGAAAUAUUGGAUAGGGUACUCGGUGUGUGUAGCUAUAGGCAUCGUGUUCAUCGUAGUGAUGCCCAUCAUAGGCCUGAUAUUCUGCUGUUGCCGCUGCUGUUGUGGGCGGUGCGGCGCCAAGAAAAAGAAAACAGAGUCCAAGAGAGGGCGGUGCAAGAGAAGAGCCUACUGCACCGUGUUGCUGAUCUUCAACACGGUGGCCUUAGCUGGGUGUAUCUGUGCCUUUAUCUGCAAUAGCCUGAUCUACCAGCACCUAAAGAAUGAUGACAGUCAAAGUUCUGUGGGCUACGUCAGUGAUGCCUUACAUGGUGUGGAGAACUUUCUCAACACUUCUGUUAUUAACGUGACAAAAUAUGUCAUUGAGACAUUUGACACCACGAGCCAGAAAAUUCGCAAGGAUAUAAAUGAUACAGCCAUUGAUGCAGUGGACACAGUAAUUGCUGAACUUCAUGCGAAAACUUUGCUGGACGAAGCCAAUUCUAUCAGUCAAGAGGCCAACUGGACAGUCCAACAACUGGAGCAAGUGCAGGCCAGUCUACUGGCACUGAGUGAUGAUGGCACACAGCUCAGCAAGAAUCUGACGGAGAUCAAACAAGACAUACAUGAAGCAUGUAAUGGUAUCAGUUGCUCGGGCUUUAAAUCUGAAGACUAUGACACCAACGCCAAUUUUUCUUCUCUGAAGUCUUUGAGUGAUGAAGCUGAGAAAGUGAAAAAAACUUUGAACAUGUCUUCAUAUAUUAGAGAGGCUGAAACAUCCCUAGAUAAUGCCAAACGAGAUGCUUCAAAUCAAAUUAAUCUUAAAAGUGGCGAUGUUGAUAAAACUAUCCUGGACGUCAGAAAUAAAAUUAAUAAGGGCAUGGAUGAGCUCAUAACUACCAAGGAUGAUGCUUUGAGAGAAUUCCCAUCUAUACUUAAAAAGAUAAACCAAGUUGAUGGUUAUAUCAAAGACUACAGUAGCUAUGGGUUCUAUGCGGGUAUUGGUGUCUGCUGUGCCUAUAUACUGAUAGUGGCACUGUAUUACGUUGGGAUCUUGUUUGGCCUAUGUGGUGAAAGACCUGGAGAUGGCGCUCCCUGCUGCAACACUGGCACUGGCUCAAACUUCCUCAUGGCGGGUGUGGCCUUUACAUUUCUUUUCUCCUCUAUCCUGAUGAUUGUGUGUACGGUGCUGUUUGCCGUGGGUGGACCCCUCUACACUGAUGCCUGUCGGUUCUUUGAUGGCAAAGAUCCUUCUAAGCUUCAGGUUUUUGAUGAGGCUCUGUAUAAAGGACUAAAUUUGAAAGAAAAAAUUUACAAAACUGCUCCAGAUGAUGUGUCGGUAUCUAAGAUUCUUCAGAAUUGUCAGAACAACACGGCAGUGUUUGGGGCUUUGUAUUUGGACUAUGCUAUAGAUUUGGACGAGAAAACUAAUCUAACUGAGUUUGAGAAGCAGCUGGAAGAUCUGAAGAACCAAAGUGCUAACUGGAACAUCCAAAACAUUUCCAUCCUAAGCCCUCAGCUCCAGAAUGAUCUAACCAACUUCACUGGAGUGUUUGAGAACAUCAAUUUUACUCAGUACUUUCUAGAGCUAGAAAAAAAUAUGACAAUAGCUGAGAUUCCAGUUUUGGUGAUGAUGGUCAAUGGAUUUGCUGAAAAGGAGAGCAGCUCGAGCACCAAAAACCAAACCAAGAUAGAUCUGCUCAGGAGUUCUGCAGACAGACUGAGUAAGCUGAACAAUGAGACCCUGCCCAGGAUGAGGAAUCAUUCUAACGAACUUAAUGUUACUUUGUCCAACUUGCAACAAAAAAGCACUCUAAAGAGUCAAGUAUUAGAUCUGAUAAAAAAUUUGACAGAAGCCCAAAAUAGAUUCAACUCCAACAAGAACUCUCUUAUUCAGCAGAAAAUCUCAGUGCUGGCUGACAAUAUUAUAAACUCUACAAAACAGAAACUUUCAGAUGUCAAGCAUGAGAUUCGAACGAACAUGGCCCCCUGUGCACCAUUAUCUAACGCAGUGUUUACCAUGAGUGAUGCUGUUUGUGUUUUGUUGAUAAAUCCACUUAAUGGCCUCUGGUUUAGCUUUGGCUGGUGUCUCUUCUUCUUUGUCAUCUGCCUCAUCUUUGCCAUCCUCCUCACCAGCCAGUACCGCAGAGAGAUGAAAUAUGAGAAAGACUUUGAUGACCCCCACUACCCAAUGUAUGGAGGCUCCAACCAAGACACCAUUCCCCUAACCAGUGUUGACCAGCAGACACGCAGGACCGCCCACCAGCACUACCCCGCUGGAAUGUCCAACGCCGGGUACCACCACGAGACCAAACCCGAGCACCUGCCACCACCGUAUGUAGAGAACCAGGGCAUGCCCCCGCCCAAGUACAAUGGACACCAGUACCAUGACCUGGCCUCAGCCUACCCAUCAGUGCAUGAUGGCAGGUCUAGCAGCAGUCACAGGGGCAAGAACUCAUAUUCUUACCCUUACUAACACUGAGCAUGCCAACUUUGUUUUUUUUUCUCUUUGUUUCGACAGACCACUGGUAACAUUCCUACCCAACUCUAACUUAGAUGCAAGCAGAAUCCUAGAUGAAAAGGCCCAUGAUAAAAUUUUGCUCCAUAGAACAGCUAAAGAACUGAAACUGCUCAACUAGGAGGUGGCGCAUCUGCUAAAUGAUGGCUCCCUACACAGUGUCUUGCCUUAAAGAACUAUUUUAUCUUGCAUUGCCUUAUCACUGUUUACAACUAGACUGUUUUAACAUAUCAUUCAAAAUUUCCUCCUAAAUUCCACUUUAUCAAUGGCAAAUUAAGUUACUAAAAUAUUGAUUUAUUCCACUGUAUAUAACAUUUUUUAAAUAUUGUUUUGUUAUUUAUUGAGUUAUCCCUAAAGUUUUCAUAUCAGUUGAACGAAGGAUCCAGUUUAACUGCCAGUUGUGUAGGCUGAGCCUGUUGUGCUCAGGCAGUGUGACAUCAUUCCUUAUGACUUAAAGACUUCUAGAAACUUGCGUUCAAUUAUCAAAACUUGAGGAGAAUUUAGUUUGUGUGAUAUUUGCAUAAUACAUUUUUAUUUUUAAAAUAUUGAAUAAAAAAACAUAAAAAUUUCUGAAUUAAAUUAACUCAUGCAUUUAAAAUUAAAUUUGUAAUAAGAAUAAGCCUAUAAAAGUGAAUGUUAACUGAUAGAAAUAUGUGAACUUAAAAUGUUUGUACUUAAUUAAUCUUAUAUUUUAAUGUUACUUCUUUAUAUAUCUACCGACAUCAUAACAUAAAAUAUUUAAAUGAAAAAUUAUUUUUACUUUUUGCCCAACCCAAGUACUAGUUAAUUUGUUUCCUAAAAUAACAAAACUAAGAAAUAGACUUACAUCUCCUUUUAACUUUAAUUAGUGCAUUUAAAACUAAUUUUCAGAAGUAUUCACAGUAUACAAUAUGUCAAACCUUGAGCAAAAUAUUUUUAAGAAUGUGUUGUCACCCUUUAAUUUUUGUCAUUUUUUUGCCUUGUUCAAAUGGGAUUUUGCAAUCACCAUAAAUUGUCAUUUUUACAUUAUUUUUUGAAAUAUUUUACAAUGUUAAGACUUACAAUUUACUGUAAAAUCCAAGAUGUUUACUUUCAAAUCCAAGAUGUUUACGGACCUCUAAUGGUUUUUACUUGAUAUCAUCAUCCGUAAGAGUUGAAGCCCAUUUUUCACGAGGGCACAGUGGGAGCAUAAUAUUGUCUGGAUCUUUCCACACUUCAGGGAUGGGCAGGUUUAGUGUUGUUUAUGUCAGAGAAAAUUGUGUUGCGCUCACCUUGUAGCAGUCUUUGUAAAAUAAAAUUAUUUUUUAAAAUUUUUGUCAUUUGAUAAUUUUACAUAUGUGCCUUUACGUUGAUUGCUGUUAACAUAAAAUAAAUGUGCAAUUUCUAUUGCUUAAAUUUUUAAAAUAAAUACAAACAAUUACUUGAAAUUUAUUUAUGUAAUUCAACAUAGUACGUUUACUUUUUUAAAUUAUAGAUUCACGUUCAUGUUAUUAAUUUUUAACCUUAAAUUUAAAAUGUUAUUUAGUUUUAUUUAUAACAGAGCUGUAAUUUCACGUCAUUUAAAUUGAUGUUGUUAAUGCUGCCAAUCACUUUGACCAACUGAUUAAAAAAACUUUACCUGUGGGAUGUGUUAAAAAUUUUAAAAUCCAGAAUUAGAGAUCAAAUUUUACUGAGAAUUUUUCCCUUUUUCUUUCUGGGUUUAGGCUAGAGUUUUAGAAAAUAUUGUGUUGAUUCCAAAUUUUCAUGAAAAAGUGGCUAUAAAUGACAUAAGUCAUAGGACUAUUUUUAUUCACAUUAAAAAAAAAGUGAUAUUUGACGUUUGUUUAUCUCAGAGUGGGAAAUUCCACAUUAUCUUUGGUCAUCUUCACAUUUUCUGUGGGAGAAGGUCUUGUGGUCAUUAUCACAUUUCCUGUGGGGGUUGUUAUUUUCACAUUUUGUGAGGGGAAGUCCUGUGGUCAUCUUCACAUUUCCUGUGGGUAAAGUCUUGUGGUAUCGUCACAUUUUCUCUAAAUACUUGAUGGAAGGUCCUCUGGUCAUCUAACUGCAUUCCAUGUUUAAAAAAAGUAAAUCCAGGCAUAGGUUGUGCAAUGAAUUUUGUGUGCUGGUGUAGUUUGGUGUGUUGAUGCAUGCUAUGAUUGCUGUGUGAGCUGGAUUAUGUUUUCCAUGGAGAAUUUGUUUUAACACAGUCGUUAGGUUCAUAAACUCCCUGGUCAACUUAAUAUUAUGUGGGGUGGGGGCCGUCGGUUAGUGUGUGGUCAACACAAUUUUCUGUGGGGACAGGUUAGUGUGUGGUCAACUCAAUUUUCU